AUGGCCUCCCAGACGGAAGCGAUCACAACGUCUCGGAAGCAGUCGACUCAGUCGGGUGAGACAACUGGACAUGCUUCUAACCAAAGCGCACCUUCCGCGCACCCGGCCACGGGCAAGCGUCGCAGCAAGUACCGCCAUGUCGCGGCUUACCACUCGCAGGCGCGGCACUCCAGUUUGAGUCGGGAGUCUGAAGAGACAAUUAGCUUCCUGGGGUUUCGAAACUUGAUGGUCUUGGUGCUGGUUGCUAUGAACCUGCGUCUCAUCAUUGAGAACUUUAUGAAGUACGGCGUCCUCAUCUGUAUCAAAUGCCACGACUACCGCAAACAAGACCUGGUCCUCGGAUCCAUCCUCUUUGCGCUGGUACCCUGCCAUCUAUUCGUCGCCUAUCUCGUCGAACUAUCAGCCGCCGCAGCAGCCAAGCAGACGGUGGGCCGACAGAAGAAGACUGCCGAGGAGAAAGAACAUGACCAGCAGCGAUUCCGGUCAGACUGGCGCUAUACAGCUUUUCUGCACACUGUUAAUGCCACCCUGUGUCUUGCCGUGACCAGCUUUGUCGUGUACUUCUACAUCCACCAUCCGGGGAUCGGCACACUGUGUCAAUUGCAUGCCAUCAUUGUAUGGCUGAAGAACUGCUCCUACGCCUUCACUAAUCGCGAUCUCCGUCUCGCCUAUCUCAACCCAUCUGCCGAAUCGGGUCUGCCGGAGAUCUACGCUUCCUGCCCUUAUCCUCAGAACAUCACUCUAAAUAAUCUGGGCUACUUUUGGAUGGCUCCUACAUUGGUCUAUCAGCCGGUCUACCCCCGCAGCGAAGGAAUCCGCUGGCCCUUUGUUUUUAAACGCCUGGCGGAAUUCUUCGGUCUCUCCGUCUUCAUCUGGCUCCUGUCAGCACAGUAUGCAGCGCCCGUCCUGCGCAACUCAAUUGAGAAGAUUGCCAUUAUGGAUAUCGCCUCUAUCCUGGAGCGCGUGAUGAAGCUCUCCACCAUCUCGCUGAUCAUCUGGCUGGCGGGAUUCUUCGCCCUAUUCCAGGCUCUACUCAACGCCCUGGCUGAGGUCAUGCGUUUUGGUGACCGCGAGUUUUAUACUGACUGGUGGAAUAGUUCCAGUCUGGGCGUCUACUGGCGAUCCUGGAACCGCCCUGUCUACCUCUUCAUGAAAAGACACGUCUUCUCUCCGCUUGUCGGUCGUGGCUGGAGUCCGCUGGCGGCGAGUGGAAUGGUGUUUUUCCUUUCUGCUGUUCUCCACGAAAUGCUCGUCGGUAUUCCAACUCACAACUUUAUCGGUAACCCCUACCCGCCUUACUCUCGGUUGAGCUUGGCUAACUCCUUUAUAGGCGUCGCAUUUUUCGGCAUGAUGUUCCAGUUGCCAUUGAUCAUCCUGACUGUCCCCCUGGAGAAGAAGCGCGAUCCUCUUGGAAAGACCAUCGGUAACUGCAUCUUCUGGGUCAGUUUCUGUUUGGUGGGACAGCCUCUGGGAGCUCUGCUCUACUUCUUUGCUUGGCAGGCCAAGUACGGCAGUGUGAGUCGGAUGCGCACUUGA
Messenger RNA from Penicillium argentinense, 1536 nucleotides. RefSeq names its product putative diacylglycerol O-acyltransferase (DgaT). The transcript is spliced from 3 exons. Gene Ontology annotation, molecular function: diacylglycerol O-acyltransferase activity. The coding region runs from base 1 to 1536 and encodes 511 amino acids. Gene Ontology annotation, cellular component: endoplasmic reticulum membrane. Gene Ontology annotation, biological process: triglyceride biosynthetic process. The record is from RefSeq and is a predicted model, not a curated record. NCBI's taxonomy places the organism in Eukaryota, Fungi, Ascomycota, Eurotiomycetes, Eurotiales, Aspergillaceae.